Molecule: messenger RNA, 852 nt
Organism: Naegleria lovaniensis
Lineage: Eukaryota; Heterolobosea; Eutetramitea; Acrasida; Naegleriidae
Exons: 2
Coding region: 1-852 (283 amino acids)
Molecular function (GO): GTPase activity; GTP binding
Source: RefSeq, a predicted model, not a curated record
AUGGCCAUUCAGAUGACACAACAACAAGAUGAAAUAUUGACAGAAUCAAUGAAAGAGCUCUCUGCUACAAGUUUGAUUCAACAGUCAGGAUCGAAGGCACUUUUAAUGUCGAGUCAUCAUCAUGGCGUUCAGGAAGAGAACAAGAGUGGAGGAUCUAUAUUCACAAGUUUGAGUAAUUCGUCAGAUUUUGAUCCAAACAUGAUCGGAUUUGAAGCGUUGAAAAACAAAUUAACACGAGCAAGUAGUAUUAUAACAAAAGAUGUUCAUGACUUGUUUUUGAAAAGUAUUCCUCCAUGGAUGUUUGUGCCGCCCCAUUAUCAUUGGAAAGUUCGAUUGCAUGGCGACAGAGGAACGGGAAAAACAACCGUUCAAAGAAGUUUAUGCCGAAUGAACACGAAUAUUGACCAACACAGAAAUUACCACAGUGACACCAUGGGUACUGUUUCAACAACAACUCUCAUUCCAAUUAAAUGCAUUGAUUCUGUGAAAUGGGUAGAAUUGGAAAUUGUUGAUGUGGGUGAUAUGAGUUCUACCACUCAUCCAUUCUAUAAUUCAUAUCAGAUUACAGACUAUCAUGCACAUCUCGUAUUAUUUUCAAUGGGCCAUUAUCAAAGCUUCCGUAACACCAAGAACAAAUUGAAACUUCUCAAAAAACAAACAAAUAAUAUUAUUGUAGUUGCAACAAAAGCAGAUGCAUUUCAAAACUUUCAAGUUACAGAUAAUGACAUUGCAGAGUUGGAGAAGGAAUUUCAAUUGCCUCCUAUACGUCUCAUUAACAGCCAUGCACAGUUUGGAUUGCCGAAUAGUACCUAUAUUCUUGUUGAGGAUUUAGCAGACAUGCUCAUAGCCUAA